This is a messenger RNA of Phodopus roborovskii (desert hamster), 846 nucleotides long. RefSeq names its product interleukin-37-like. The transcript has 6 exons. The coding region runs from base 1 to 732 and encodes 243 amino acids. Gene Ontology annotation, molecular function: cytokine activity. Gene Ontology annotation, cellular component: nucleoplasm. NCBI's taxonomy places the organism in Eukaryota, Metazoa, Chordata, Mammalia, Rodentia, Cricetidae. Gene Ontology annotation, biological process: cytokine-mediated signaling pathway; cellular response to lipopolysaccharide; inflammatory response to antigenic stimulus. The record is from RefSeq and is a predicted model, not a curated record.
AUGGCAUCUUCAGAUAGCUGCUCAGAGGUGAAAAUUGACCCUAAGCCCUACAGAGACCAUGCUGAAUCCCAUACAGAGCCAGAGGCUCAGGCAAUGGCAUCUUCAGAUAAUUGUUCAGAUGCGAAAAAUUACCCUAAGUGCUACAGAGAUCAGGCUGAAUUCUGUACAGAGCCAAAAGCAAAAUGCCCUCUGCUGUCAGAUCCCAGCUCUGUUGCUAUGAUUUCCAACCAUUCAGGUGCAAGCAUUAAGCCACCUUCCCCAAACAAACAUUUCAUUCGCGAUACAAACCAGCAGAUUCUCGUCCUCGAAGGCAGCACCCUUGUGGCGGUUCCAGACAAGUAUGGAAAACGUGGAGAGACCUUUUAUGUGUCAACUUUACCCGUAAGAAAAGCCAGCAGCUCAAAGGCAAAUAAGAUUCUUUUGGCUGUAUCUAAGGGAGAACGCUAUCUCUGUUGCGAUAGAGUCAAAAAACCGAAACGUCCCUCAUUAGAAUUAAAGAAAAUUAAAGAACUGAAGUCACUGAGCCGAGAUAAGCUCCUGUCCUUCACCUUCCUGAAGGAAAAGGCUGGUUCCUACUUCACACUGGAGUCAGCUGCUAAUCGAGGGUACUUUAUCUACACCAGCAGCACACCCAGGCAACCUGUAGGAGUGACAAAAGAGCUGGGGAAGCACAAAAAUACCCACUUUGAAUUUGUAAAUGCAAAUGUGGAUUUCAAUGAGAUUAAAAACUGAAAGCACAACAGGACAGUGGCCAGACCAGCUAUGAUAGCAGGAUUUGGCCUCAGCCUGACACCCAUCAACAAAUAGGAGUAACUUCUCUUUAUAAAUAGUACCUUCAAUCAGCAA